This is a messenger RNA of Mercenaria mercenaria, 7883 nucleotides long. Its product is annotated as E3 ubiquitin-protein ligase rnf213-alpha-like. The transcript has 46 exons. The coding region runs from base 17 to 7861 and encodes 2614 amino acids. Gene Ontology annotation, molecular function: ubiquitin-protein transferase activity; ATP hydrolysis activity. Lineage: Eukaryota; Metazoa; Mollusca; Bivalvia; Venerida; Veneridae. The record is from RefSeq and is a predicted model, not a curated record.
UAUAGAGGACAUUGAGAUGGUUUUACAAAAACAAACAGACAUUGAUAAGUAUUCGGUAUCUGAGUUCUGCAAGACAGUUGUACUGACGGAAAGCGCGAUAGAAGAAAAACAUCACCCAACAGUUCGCGCAUUUAAUGUUCCUGAUACCGUAUAUAGAAUAUUACCAGUUUUGAAGAUGCACAAGAACAGUUUCGUGUUUGACAAAAUGUGGAAUGAGAUGUGCAGUGGGCCUGGACAAAACUGUGCAACUUUUGAUGAUAUUGUUACGAUGGUGUGGCUACCCGUAAAAGAAAGCUGGGAUGAGUUUGUCCACAGAGUUGAUGUUGGUGACGUUUUGUUUCAAGAAUUUGAAAAAAUGAUUGGAAGUAUAUACGGAGAUGACGUGCAAGGCAUGUUUGCCGAGUUGAAAAGAAUGAACAUUGUCGAUGAUCAUGCGAAUGAGCGCAUUGAACAGUUGAAACAGUACAGAAAGUUAGAAUCUUGUGUUAAUGGAGCAAAGGUCAUUAUCGCUUUUGCACGUCGGUAUCAUUUGACAGGAGAUUUCAAGCCAGUUUCAGAUAUUGCCGCUCAUUACAGCCAAGACUUUCAAAUGAACUCAUUCGAUCAAACCGUGGUGAAAACUUGUGAAUUUUUGAAAGACAUAACUUCAGAAAGAACCAAAUGUCUGGUAGCUUUUAUGAAUUGUGGAAAUUUGAUAAAGUGGCUUCAAGAGUCAAUGCACGAAUUAAAACAGCUGAAAGUUUUUGUUGACCUGGCAUUCAUGUCGGCUGGUGAGGAACCCAUGAAUAUAAGGAAAGUCGAAUGUUUGCACUCCGCUGUUACAGGAUACGCUCCAUUGAUAUUUGACUUGAAGCCAGAUACAGGCUACGUAGACUUGCUUGACUUAUGUAACAUCAUAUGGAAAGAGCUGGGUGCUAAUCCGAACUUACCCGAAAUGUUGCUUGACACAAAUAGAGAAAUAGAAUGGCUUAAGGACGUCGAAAAAUCUCAUGGUUCUGUUGAAGUUACAUCUUUUGCUCAAGUCGAUGCCAUAAACAGUGAUGGUGUCUUCACAGUUGGAAGAAACGUGUGGCCGCCUGGCCGUGGCGGAAAGAAUAAUGUUAGUGAAACGGGAGAGAACUCUUUACUGAUGGUAGAUGAAGUUCUUAGAUUGACAGUUCGGGAACAGGGUGGACAGAGGCAGCAGCGGGACUACACAUAUACACAGUUGCAAGACUUAACCAGCAGACUGAUGCUUGUCGCAGGAAAAGCUGAAAAGGGAAAUGAUAAAAUAGAUAAAUUCAUAAUGACAUACGAUGGUAUUACACGACUGUGUAAUGUGUUUACACAGUUAUAUGCAGCAGGAUGUGUUCUUUUCCACGGCUGGUCAGUACAAUGCUUGUGCGAUGUCAAAAGACCGGUUGCCUUAAUUCUUCAGUUUGGACAGGGAGAAAGUGUCCCUUUAGUUAAGGGUCGGCGGUCAGACCGGGAAGAUUUAAAAGACAUGGUUCCAGAACUUUCAAAAUUCAUGGAAAAUUGCCUAAAGGAAUGGUUGCAGCAUAUCAAAGAAAAACGUAAGCAGUAUAUGCACUUGAACUACUUCACAGUGGACCAGCUGGUUAUCCUGCAGAGAGAACUGGUGAAAGUGGGAACACAGCAUGUUCCGUCCCAUUUGAUUUAUCCCCUGUUGUCGGCUGUCAAACAGAACUGUUCGCCAGCGGAUAUCAUCGAGGCAAUGGCUGGAGCUAAAGAGGAGAUCGAUAGUCAGACAUCAAAUGUAGAAACUGCUGAUGAGGAUUUCAAGAAAAAUGAUGACAUUAAUGCUGACUUGAAUGCAGAUGCAAAGAGAAAGACAUUUAUCGAGGAACUUGUACAGUCGGGAUAUGAUGAGGCAUUGGCUAUCAAAGCCCUGGACCAUAUUGACCCUGAAGAUAUUGAUCAAGGUAUUGUUUGGUGUAUGGAACAUGAUGAAAGUACAGAUGAUGAUGAUAGUCAGAUGACUACUAAAGACGACGGACCAGUAACUUAUGCCAAUGCAGAUACGUCAAAUUUUAGCGGAUGGAGUCAGUCAGAAACGUCUUUAGAAUCAAUGAUAACGUCCAGUGUAUCAAAACUGACAAAACAGAAGCAUGACGGAUCAGAAGCACUCCUUCACAAAUUGAAUUUGUUAUGGGAAGAAUUCCUGGCUUCGAUUUCUUCAAACAUACGUGAUUACCUUAGUCUUGAACAUCUUGGACUUAUCCUACGACGUUUGGCUGCCAAAAAUACAGUACAGAUCGACAGGUCUUUGUCACCAGGGUUUUUGGAAGGCCAGCCAAACUUAGUGGUGUGUCCGUCAGCCGAUGUGAUUGUGACUACCUUGUCUGUGUACAUGAGGGACAAAGAACAACCACUGCCGCAAUCAGACGAGGUUUUGAUGUGCACGGAUGCAACAAAAACAGACGAAGUUGAUAUAUUUUUGCGAAGGGCCAUAUUUGGAGGAAGCAGGAAGAUUCAUUGCUUGAUGAAUGCGGAUAUGUUAGACUAUGAUGUGAGCGAAGCUUCACAAAGAAGACUGGAAGAAUAUAUACAAGAUGCGCACUUAAAUAAAGGGCUUAAGUACCGUCUAUUGGUGAUUUGUUGUACAGACAAUGAGUACAGGUCAACAAUCGUGUCGUCGCUGGACAAAUAUAAGAGACAACCUCUGCCAACAAAUAUUGUUCAUCUUCGCGACUAUAUUGCUUCAAAACUGUUUGCUGACACAUCUGGAGUUACUUCUGCAGCCUUAAUAGACUGUGACAGAUCAACAGUGCGUUUGAUAAAGUCUUGGAGAGCAGGAGUUGGGAAAACUCUGUUCAAAAAGAGACAAGAGGAACAGCUGCUGAGCCUUAAAACAGUAGUCAGUCCUUCGAGCAUAACAAUUCCGCUUCAUGAGAAAACGAUAAACAUGCACUAUGUAUUACAAAGAUUGCUAGAGCACACAACAAAACCAGAGGAAGUAACAGCAAGACUUUUUCACAUAGAUGUUGCACACGAAGUUGAGAAUGGCGUGGAUUACCUUCUAUUCAACCUUUUGGUACUUGGAUGUCUGACAGACAAGACAGGCUUUGUGUGGAGAAAGUCCCCUUUGGAUAUCUACCUGAUUGAGACAAUGCCUUUAUUGAUGAGAACAACAAACAGAAGGGGAACGGAAUGGCAUUAUGUACAUACGAUGCUUAGUAUUUUGCCUGAUCUGACAUGUAGAUCACCUCAGGAAAGUUUAGCAAUAUACAGAGGAACAAGGCCACGUGAUUACAAAGAUUCUGAUCAAUUGUUUGACGAAAAGCUGUUCAGAAGUGCAGUAUUUCAAAGACCAUUCCAGUACUUCAUGCGACUGGAACAGAAGAAGCCUUUGGAUGACGUCCGGCCGUACACUGCAGAAGGAAAUCCAGCAAUUUGUUUAGAGUUGCUGCUGAGGAAUUGUGGUAUAAGAGACCCAUCUUGGUCGGAGAUUCAUCAUUUUGUAUGGUUUCUCAACACCCAGUUGGAAGCAUUUGAAGAAAACAGCUUUGUCAGCCCUGCUGCUGCUGAACACCUACCAGGAUUUGAGAUAUUUUUGCUUCGAUUCCUCGUCUUAAUGUCAAGGGACUUUGCAACACGCUCUUUAAAUAUUAGUGAAGAGUCGCCUGGAUUGAAACGUGAACCAGACCAAGACGAACAAGCAACUUCUGAACAGCUGCAUGCUGAGAACAACGAACUUAACGGAAACCAACCAGAACUACAGCAGUACCAGAUGAGACGAACAUGGGAGAGCAGCCCGCAUCCCUAUCUGUUUUUCAACUCAGAUAGAGAAACCUUUACUUUCCUUGGAUUUUUUAUUGAUCAAGACACUGGCAAUCUUGUUGACCUGCAAACCAGAACUGUGUUAGAGGAGGGUAUAAUGUCACCAGAUCUGUACAAAAUAUUGGUAGAAAAUAAAGCUCCACUGCAAGAAGAUUUUGACUCGUUGCAAAGACAUGAGAAAAUCGUUAAGUUGUGUAAGGUAAUGGGUAUAGAGAUGGAACAUGAUCCGGAUGAUACAUAUGAGCUGACAACAGACAACGUCAAGAAAAUGUUAGCCAUCUAUAUGAGAUUCAGGUGUGAUAUUCCUGUUAUUAUCAUGGGAGAAACUGGAUGUGGUAAAACCAGACUGAUCAAGUUUAUGUGCUCUUUACAAAUGCCACCUGGACUCCAAACAUCAAAUAUGAUAUUGAUGAAGGUUCAUGGAGGGACAACUAACAGAGAUAUAAUUAGGAAAGUUGAAGAAGCAGAAAAAAUUGCACAGGAAAACCGUGAAAAAUUCGGGCCACAUAUGUAUACAGUGUUGUUUUUUGAUGAAGCAAAUACUACAGAAGCAAUUGGACUGAUCAAAGAAAUAAUGUGUGACAAAACAGUUGAAGGGAAGAAGCUCAAACUGUGUGAUAAUCUCAAAAUGGUGGCCGCGUGUAAUCCGUACAGAAAGCAUGCGGAUGCGCUUAUCAAGAAAUUAGAGCAGGCAGGACUUGGGUAUCACGUGGAUGCUGAUGAGACAACGGACAGACUAGGUCGUGUACCAAUGAGACGUCUGGUGUACAGGGUUCAACCCUUACCACAGAGUUUACUACCACUAGUAUGGGACUUUGGUCAGCUCAACACUCAAGUGGAAGAUCUGUAUAUCAGACAGAUGGUCAGAAGAUAUAUUCGAGAAGAUAUGUUGCCUGAUAUACCUGGAUUGAUAAAGGUGGUCAGUGCCAUUUUGACUGCUUCCCAACACUUUAUGAGACUACAAAAGGAUGAAUGUAGUUUUGUGUCAUUGCGUGAUGUAGACAGAGUCUUGUUGGUGAUGAGUUGGUUUUAUGAGCAAAGUCAAGGAGAAAGAACUCUUUACAAUCGCAUGGACGCCAAACUUUUUGUGGAACAAGAUGGUCACAUGCAAGACAGUGUUGAAGAAGUGGAUGACUUGACGCGUUCAUUGAUUCUUUCGUUGGGAGUUUGCUACCAUGCUUGCUUAAAAAAUAGGAAACAGUAUCGUCACUAUAUAGCUCGUUCAUUCAAAUUGCCUUGCGCGUUAACUAAUGGAGGAGAGCAAAUAAAAGCAGAAAUUGUAAGUUGCCAGGAUGUGUUUCUAGAUCAAGUGCACCUAGAAAAACACAUUGCGCGUAACAAGGCGCUCAAGGAAAAUGUGUUUAUGAUGGUUGUGUGUAUAGAACUUCGUAUCCCACUGUUCCUUGUCGGAAAACCAGGAAGCUCCAAGUCUCUCGCCAAAACCAUUGUGAAUGAUGCUAUGCAAGGGAAUGCUGCAAGGGAGGCACUGUUUAGAGAACUGAAACAAGCACAGAUGGUAUCAUUCCAAUGCAGUCCACUGUCUACUCCGGAUGGUAUCGUAGGUACUUUCAGACAAUGCUCUCAGUUCCAGAAAGGAAAAAAUUUAGAAACAUUUGUCUCGAUUGUCGUGCUUGAUGAAGUUGGAUUGGCGGAGGACAGUCCGAGAAUGCCCUUAAAGACUCUGCAUCCACUUUUGGAGGAUGGUUGUCAAGGAGAUGAAAAGCCAGAAAAAUAUAAAAAGGUCGCCUUUAUUGGUAUCUCAAAUUGGGCAUUAGAUCCAGCUAAAAUGAACAGGGGCAUUCUAGUUCAGAGAGAAGUACCCGACUUGAAGGAGCUAAAGAGAAGUGCACGAGGUAUAUGCAAGACAAACGGGGAACUUGGAAAUUUGAUAAGACCAUUGAUUGAGCCUAUGGCAAAGUCUUAUCUUGAAAUAUUCGAAAAAGCAUCAAGACAGAUGAGAGAGUUCUUUGGGCUUCGAGAUUUUUACAGCCUAGUAAAAAUGGUGUUCAGAUUUGUUGAAAAAGCAAAAAGGAAACCAACGUGGCAUGAAAUGUUACAUGCUAUCAAGAGAAACUUUGGUGGACUCGACGAAGAUAAAGUGGACCCAGUAGACAGCUUCAGAAGUUAUUUAGCAACUAUUGAUUUCGGAGAACAAAGCGGACCGAAUCCAGACAAUAGUUCAGCAGGGCUCAUUGAAGCAUGUUUGUUUGAUACGUACGAAAUGAACAGCGAGAGUCGGUAUCUGUUGCUGUUAACAGAGAACUAUGGAGCACUCUCUAUUGUUCAGCAACAGAUUCUGUCAAGGAGUAGCAGACCAAUUACAAUAUUUGGAAGCAGUUUCAGAAGUGAUCAGGAGUACACACAGGUGUGUCGGAACAUCAACAGAAUCAAGAUUUGUAUGGAGACGGGGAAAACUGUGGUGUUACUGAACCUUGAGAACCUGUACGAAAGCCUGUAUGAUGCGCUUAAUCAAUAUUACGUGUACUAUGGUGGUGCAAGAUACGUUGAUCUUGGCCUUGGCACACAUAGGGUCAAGUGUCCUGUUCAUAAACAAUUCAGGUUGAUCGUGGUAGCUGAGAAGCAGGCAGUGUAUAAGAAGUUUCCUAUUCCGUUGAUAAACCGCUUAGAAAAACACUUUUUGACCAUCAAUACAAUGUUGACGGGUGAGCAACAAGAUUUGGUAAAGAUUCUUGAAAAGUGGAUUGCACAGUUCAGUGAACAGAACAGUGUACCAUAUGCACAGAGGGGCAGCGAGGAGCUGAAAACUAGAGUAGAGGAUGUGUUCAUAGGGUACCACGAAGACACUUGCUCAUCUGUUGUACUUCAUAUUUGCGACAAAAAUAAGAGUACAAAUGAUGAUCUUGAUUUCAAAUCAAAGGUACUGGAAGAAGGGAAGUCUGUGUUGUUAUGGUGUGCUACACCAGAUGCAGUUUUGAGACUGAAAAACAGUAAUUUGCCCAGCGAAGAAAAGACACUGUUGAAAGAUUUAUACUUUAGGAUACAGGCACAUGAUAGUCUCGUAUAUUACCUGAAUCAGAAAAUUGCUGGACAGAAGUGUGGAAAGCAACUUUUUGCUCAGAUAACCACCCACUCCAAGCUACUGACUAUAGCCCAUAAAGAGCAUAUCAGCAAGGCAACAGACGUACUGGUUGAUAAAAUACUGCUACUGGAAACUCUGUCUUCCUUCGAUACAGAACAACAAUUCAGUAACAAGAUCAGGCAACAUCUAAAGAAUAUUGAUAAAGACCCGAGUCUUAUGGUUAUACAGUGUGAUUCUGGUGAUGUCAAUGUCAACUUGAUAGCUUGUGCAAGGUAUUGCGUCUUGGACGAAAUUGAGAAAAUGAGGGAGGAAAUUACAGCUCCGGUGCAUGUAGUUUUUAUUGUCCAGCUUCCAAGAAAUGGGAGAUUUCCUGGUUUUCAGUGUGGAGUCUGGCAUUCAGCUCAUAUCGAUGACUUGCUUCCGGAUGACUUGAAAAUGCCAGCCGUAGAAGAUAUGAUUGGACGAUCAGCAUCAAGUUUAUUAAAGGAAGCUGUUGGGGAACAUGCUGUGAAGGUCAUUGACGUGGAAGUUGAAAAGCAGUUUACAGAAGAGAGUGAAACUCCUGUCGACGUUAAUGACAUAGAAAAAACAGAUACUUCACAUGCAUCUGAAGACAAUGAAGAUGAUAUUACCAACGAAUCAGACAAAUCUGAAACUGAAUGUGAUGAUCAAAUACAAUUAGAUGAUGUCGUCCUAGACGUUGAGACCGUCGAUGAAGAAAUACAGCAGAUCAGCAGAAAUAAACUUAACGUGAAGGCAUUAAUUAUGUCAUGUGUACAAGCUGCACUAUCUGUUGUUAAAGAUAAAGAGGAAAGAUCCAGUAGAGAAACAGACAGAGUGACAUUGAUACUGAAACUGCUAGAUCAUGAAGAUGAUGGAAACAAUAGAUCGUUUUUAUACGGUCUAUGUCGAUUGAUCGUCAAAAUGCUGGAAGAAAAAGAGUCUCAAGCAGUUACUGGUAUGGCCGAAAAUUGGCUAAUAAUUGAAGCUGCCAAUUUGGACAACAUCCGAAAGACUGGGACCCUAAGGCAAGUAGUCUAAGAUAAAAAUAUGCAUACGAAAU